GUCGUGCAGCGCAUCAAAGCUGUGGAGACGGAGACGCGCUUGCUCGUGGUGGACAAGGAGACGGACGAGUACCUGUGCAGCCUGCGCCUGACGUGCACGGAGGACAUGGUGCACAGCGGGAUCCUGCUCAACUCCAGCAUCUCGCCCACCAAGUCGGUGGGCCGCGACAACGGGGAGGUCUGGAAGCCGCAGCUGGAUCUGAGCGGGGGCAGCCUCCAGCGACACUCGCACAGCUUCUCCUCGCACGGCAGCAGGAAGGAUUUAAACGGACAGAAGGAGCUGUGCCCGCGUCUCUGCCACCUGAAGAAAGGCCCCAAUGGCUACGGCUUCAACCUGCACAGCGAGAAGUCCCGGCCGGGGCAGUUCAUCCGCUCGGUCGACCCCGACUCGCCAGCUUCCAGGGCAGGGCUGCGGCCCCAGGACCGGCUGGUGGAGGUGAACGGGAUAAACGUGGAAGGCCUGCGGCACUCGGAGGUGGUGUCCCACAUUAAGUCCAGGGAGAGUGAAGCCAGGCUGCUGGUGGUGGACCCCGAAACCGAUGAGUACUUCAAGAAGCUGGGGGUGACCCCCGUGGAGGAGCACACCAAAGGGGUGGUCCCUCAACCCAUGACAAACGGAUCCGCACAGACUCAGCUGAAUGGAGGAUCCACAUCUUCAUCUCACAGUGACCUUCAAAGUCCUGGCAAGGAGUCGGAGGAUGGAGACGUGGAGAAGAAGGACCCGUUUGAGGAGAGCGGGCUGACCCUGAGCCCCCGGGCUGCCGAGGCCAAGGAGAAGGUGCGGGCCAAGCGGGUGAAGAAGAGGGCUCCGCAGAUGGACUGGAACAAGAAGCGGGAGAUCUUCAGCAAUUUCUGA
Molecule: messenger RNA, 855 nt
Organism: Eurypyga helias (sunbittern)
Lineage: Eukaryota; Metazoa; Chordata; Aves; Eurypygiformes; Eurypygidae
Gene: NHERF2
Product: solute carrier family 9, subfamily A (NHE3, cation proton antiporter 3), member 3 regulator 2
Exons: 7
Biological process (GO): protein localization to plasma membrane
Cellular component (GO): apical plasma membrane
Molecular function (GO): signaling receptor binding; protein-membrane adaptor activity
Source: RefSeq, a predicted model, not a curated record